Neodiprion fabricii is the source of this 694-nucleotide messenger RNA. RefSeq lists its product as uncharacterized. The record is from RefSeq and is a predicted model, not a curated record. Bases 1 to 684 code for a protein of 227 amino acids. The transcript is spliced from 4 exons. NCBI's taxonomy places the organism in Eukaryota, Metazoa, Arthropoda, Insecta, Hymenoptera, Diprionidae.
AUGAAAAGUUAUAUAAGGUGUCCGCCGACGAGUAAAAAGAUGUAUUACUACGUGUUCCAACUUUUCGUACUGGGUAAUGUUUUAAUCUACGAUGUAUCGGGACAUGGAAGGUUGAUCGAACCUCCGUCUAGAGCCUCCAUGUGGAGAUACGGGUUUGACAAUCCACCUGAUUACGACGAUAACCAGGGGUAUUGUGGCGGUUAUAGCAUACAAUGGGGCGUGAACAACGGAAAAUGCGGAGUGUGUGGAGAUGCGUGGAAUUUACAAGAGCCUCGACCACAUGAAACGGGUGGUAAAUACGGUAAUGGGAUAAUAGUGAAGAAAUAUCGCGCCGGUUCUAUCGUCCCGAUAAAAGUACAAAUAACGGCGUUCCACAAAGGAUACUUUGAGUUUCGGGUGUGUCCGGUGAAACAACGCGGUAUCGAAGUGACGGCCGAAUGUUUGAAUCAAAAUAUUCUGAUUGGGGCAGACGGGAAGUCCAGGUAUUACCCGCAAUCUGGACCAGGCCUUGUUGAGGUCAACUACAGACUACCUGCUCGCAUGACCUGUGAGCAGUGCGUAUUCCAAUGGAGAUACGUAGCCGGAAAUAACUGGGGCGAUUGUGGCGAUGGAACAGGGGCUCUCGGCUGUGGUCCGCAGGAAGAAUAUAGGGCUUGUGCAGAUAUUACAAUUAGUAAGACUUAAUGUUUCUGGG